This is a messenger RNA of Aspergillus ruber CBS 135680, 225 nucleotides long. RefSeq names its product CDC26 family anaphase-promoting complex subunit. The record is from RefSeq and is a predicted model, not a curated record. Gene Ontology annotation, biological process: anaphase-promoting complex-dependent catabolic process. Bases 1 to 225 code for a protein of 74 amino acids. Lineage: Eukaryota; Fungi; Ascomycota; Eurotiomycetes; Eurotiales; Aspergillaceae. Gene Ontology annotation, cellular component: anaphase-promoting complex. The transcript has a single exon.
AUGCUUCGUCGCAAACCUACGGCAAUAGCAGUGACAUCCGAAGACCUUGCUGCCUUUGAAGACGCACGAUUACGCAAACUAGCCAAAGAAAACAACAGUCAGGCUCAUGUCGAAAACAGUUCCAAUUCCCAUUUUGAUCCGAGUGACGAGUUGAAACCACUACCGGGAGACAAAGCAAGAAUUGUUCGGUCUCGCGAGGAGCGGAUAGGAAUCCGGCGCAACUGA